Messenger RNA from Entamoeba dispar SAW760, 4338 nucleotides. Its product is annotated as guanyl-nucleotide exchange factor, putative. The coding region runs from base 1 to 4338 and encodes 1445 amino acids. The transcript has a single exon. The record is from RefSeq and is a predicted model, not a curated record. Gene Ontology annotation, molecular function: guanyl-nucleotide exchange factor activity. Lineage: Eukaryota; Evosea; Mastigamoebida; Endamoebidae. Gene Ontology annotation, biological process: regulation of ARF protein signal transduction.
AUGAGUCAAUCCCAUAUUUUCCUUAUUAAAUCAAUACAAGAAAUAUGCCAAUGUGUUCAAAAGAAACAAAGUAAAUUGUUGGAAUUAUGUGGAAUAUUAAAACAUCAAAUUAAAUCAAAUAGUUAUGGUGAUGAGUUAAUGAGCGGUAAACAAGAUUUAAUUUCACCAAUUCUUGAAAUUAUAGAAGAAUCCUUUAAUGCUAAAAAUUUACAAAUGUGUUGUAAAGCCAUUGAUUUAAUUGAUAAAUUAUUAUUAUAUCAAGCUAUUAAACAUGUAGAAAUUACAUAUAAAAAUCAAUCAGUUGAUAUAUUAGUUGUAUUAAUUAAUAUGCUUUCAUCAAUGUUUAAAUAUAAUGGAAAUAUAACUAAUUUAUAUGUAGCUAAAUGUUUAACAACUAUUGUUGAUAAAUUCUCUUCAACACUAAACACUCCAUUUAUUAUUGAAAUAUUUAAAAUUAUUUAUGAUAUGUACAUUAUUACUCCAUCUCUCGAUACAAAUAAUGGAGCUUAUCAAAUGUGUAUUGGUAGACUUGUUGAUAUUAUUCUUUCUAAAAUGGGUCAAAAAAGUAAGGUUAAUGGAGAAUUAUUAAAAGGAAAUAUUCAACAAGGAAUUUCUUUAUUUACUUGUUUAUGUCAAUACGCAACAACAAAUUGGAGUGAACGUACAUUAAAUAUAAAUGCAUAUAAUCAAUUUAUUCAAUCAAUUACACAUGAAGCAAAAUCACAAUUAAAUCAGAAAUCAAGACAAUCAAUAUUUAUGCUUCUUCAAUCUUAUUUAGAAAAAUAUCCAGAAAGCCUUAUUUCAUUUGAAUUUAUUACAAGUAAAUUUGUUGCUGAUCUUACUGAUGUUAUUCUUUCAAAUGCAACUGAAUAUACUAAACAAAUUACUUUAUCAACAAUUAAUUUACUUAAAAUUAGUAUCAUUCGAUUUAGAAAAUUCAUGAGAAUUAAUUUAGGAUUAAUGUUCACAAAAGUUAUUAAUCAAAUAUUAGGUUCUAAAGUCAUUGAGCGUCAAAGAAUAGUAUUAGAAUUAUUAAAAGAAGUUUUAAAGACAGAUGGUUUUUGUAUUGAGUUAUUUGUUAAUUAUGAUUGUGAUGAAAGUAGUCCAAAUGUAUUUGAAGAUAUGACAAAUGGAGUAGUUUUAGCAUUGAAAGUCCCUUCAUUAAGUUCACUCGCUCUUGAUGUUCUUUAUAUUAUUUAUGUUACGUUAGUUAACUCUACAGAAAAAUGGGAAGAAAAUCUUCAUUCAUUAAUAAAAGAAGAGGAUUCAGUCAUCCCACUUUCUAGCAUUGACAUUGUUCAACUCAAAGAAAAGAAAAAAAUAAUUUCUGAUGGAUUAUCUCUUUUCGAGAAAUCACCAAAGAAAGGAGUAGAAUUCUUUAUUGAAAAAGAAUUAUGUACUUCAUCUGCUGAAAGUAUUGUUCAUUUUCUUCAUCAUCUUAAUGGAUUAAACAGAAAAGCUUUUGGAGAAUAUCUUGGAGGAGCUGGUGAGUUAAAUAAAGAAUGUCUAACUGAAUUAUUAAAGAUGAUUGAUAUGAAAGCUAUUGAAAUCGAUGAUGCUUUACGAUUAAUGUUUGAUACCUUUGUUAUGGGAGGUGAAGGACAAGUUGUUGAACGAGUUAUUGGUGCAUUUUCAGCACGAUAUUGCGAAUGUAAUCCAACUGGAUAUGGUGGAAUAACUCAAGAUGAAUUAUAUCAAUUAGCAAUGUCUAUUAUUUGUUUAGCAACAGAAACACAUAAUCCUAGUGCAAAGAUUAAAGCAUUUGAUACUUUCGAAAAGUUCAAAGAUGUUGUCACAAGUGAAAAAGGAUUUAAUAUUAAAAUGGAUGACAAGCCAUUAAAAGGUAUUUUUGAACGUGUUGUAGCAACACCAUUUGCUAUUGUACAAAAAGAUGACUCUUCCAAGAAGACAUUCUUAUUACAAGAUCAAGGUAAAUAUCAAACAGAAAAAUCUCACGAAGUAGUAAGAGAGAUUCAUAUUUUUAUUUAUAAAAAUUUAUGUAAAGAAGUUAUGGAAUAUUGUUUUGUUAAUAAUGACAAUCAAAUAAUGACAAAAGGAGUUAUGAUAUUACAAUCAGCUGUUCAUUUAAGUUCAAUUUUCUUCCUUGAAGAAGCACUAGAAUAUCUUAUUCAAAUAAUGAGAUCAUUAGCAUGUAUUGACCAACCUCAAUUUAUUGAAGAACGACAUCUCAUGGUAAUUAGAGGAUUAUUAAGCAUUCCUCAUAACGAUGGAGAAUUUUUAUUAGUUGGGUGGACACCAUUCUUAAGAUGUUUAUUUGAAAUAGAACGUUUAAGACAAAUUGCUUCUGGUUGGGGAGAACAACCAAUUAGUGUUGAUCAAAUUCAAGGACCAUUCUCAUUCCCUAUAGAAUAUGAAUUUGGUAAACGUUCACAACAUGAAACUCUUCACCCAUCAACAGUCAUUACUGAAAUUGAAAUAUCUGAAAUAAAUGAAGUAUUUUAUGAAAGUGGUUCUCUUGGACAUCGUGCAGCAAAAGCGUUCUUUAGAUCAUUAUGUGAAAUUAUUUUAGAACAGAUAGACCAAAGAUCUCCUGGGUUAUUUGCGUUUCAAGCUCUUGUUGUUGCUGCUUCUAGCAAUAAACAACGAAGUGAAAAUCAUUGGGCACCAUUUUGGGAUUCUUUAAAUUCAUUAUUUAAAAAAUGUUGUAUGCACCCAAAUGAUAUUGUUUCAAUGGGAGCAAUUGACUGUCUGAGGCAAUUAAUUACAAUGUUUGGUGAUAUGAAAGAAGAAAGUUGUCAAAAUCAAGAAAGAGCACUUGAGCCAUUUGUUCGUGUUAUAGCAGAUCAUCCAAAAAUACCAGUAAAAGAGUUGGUCAUGGAAUGUUUAAAAAGAUUAAUAGGAAAUGUUAAUUGGGUAAAUAAUAUCAAAUCCGGAUGGAAGGUAUUAAUUCAAUGUGUACGAUUUGCAGCUGAAUAUGAAGAAACUAAGUUGAAUGGAUUUGAAUUACUGAAAUAUUUUUAUCAAUACCAUAAAGAAGAAUUGAUGAAAGAAUAUGUGUUAUUUGUUAAUUCAUUAAUCGCUUAUCAAAAAAAUGGUACUGGAAAUGGUGAAGAGUAUAAUUCAUCUAUUAUUAAAAUAGUUAGUGAAACUCUUGAAGAUUCAUUUGAUAUUCCUCUUAGAACUGAACUUAUUAAAAGAGUAAAUGAAGAAAAAGAACAAGAGACUCAUUUAAAACCAAUGUAUGUUGAAGAAUUAACACGUUCUACUGAACAAUAUUUGUUAAAAUAUUUACCACUAUACACAUCUCUUGCUGCUAGUGGUACUGGAAAAUAUCCAAGUAUUGCUGAAUAUGCUAUUACUACAAUGAAAAAUUUAUUACUUAAAAUGCCUAUUGAAUUAAGAGAUAUUAUUUUUUACAGAUCAUUAUAUCGUUGUUUAAAUACAGACUUACCAUCAAACUCACCAAAAGUAUUAAAUGUAUUAUAUGAUUGUUGUUUAGAAUUACCACUAAAUUUAAUUAUUCCAGUUCUUUACUUUGCUUUCAACAAUAUGUUGAAUCAUGAGAAAGUAUGGGACCAAACACUUAAUUUCUUAAAGAAGUUUAUUUUACAUGAAAAAUUUGAUGAAGUUUAUGACCAAUAUCUUCAGAUUCAAUCAACUUAUUUCGAUAGUGUAGUUAAUGCUAUAAAAGGAAUUACUUCUGCUUCUAUAACUAAAACACAACGUCCUAAACCAGGUAAGAGAUGUGAGUGUUGUAAGUGUCAUAAAGAUGGUAUUACAGCAUUUAUGUUAAGAUGUCCAGGAUGUUUACAAAUGUAUUAUUGUGAAGGAUGCAACGAAAAUGAACAUACACUUCAAUGUAUUAGAAAAUGGAAAUCAUGGAAGAUCACUGAACUUGGACUUACUUCUGUGUCAUGUAAAGGUUUAAACCAAUACAUUACUAUUAUAAAAGGAUUAAAAGAUGAUGCUAAAAUGUUGAAACAAUAUGAACAACAAAGAAAAGCAUUAUUUACAGCUAUAGAACAAUUACCAUUAGAAAUUAUUACUGAAUAUUAUGAAAACAUUAUGACUAUUACAUUUGAUAGUCAUAUCACAACUGUAGAUCAAUUGCAUGAUCUAGACAUACAAUAUCUAAUUGAAGAAAUCAAUAAAAUGAUUAAGUACUAUAAUGAGAAUGGAUUUACCAUGUGUAAUUCUAAACAACUCAUUAUCCAUUCAUUGGAACAAAUUAUGGUAUUGUCUGAUAAACAUUUCUUAGAAAUAAUAAAAGGAGUUCAAUCAGAAUUAGUACAAUUAAUUGCAUCAGAUGAUAGUGAUGUUCGUAAGUGUAUUAUCAAAAUAAUACAAAGAAUACAAACACUAGUUUUAAUUCCCUGA